Messenger RNA from Strigops habroptila (Kakapo), 2190 nucleotides. RefSeq names its product ZPR1 zinc finger (gene ZPR1). The record is from RefSeq and is a predicted model, not a curated record. Gene Ontology annotation, molecular function: zinc ion binding. The coding region runs from base 508 to 2016 and encodes 502 amino acids. The transcript is spliced from 14 exons. Gene Ontology annotation, cellular component: cytoplasm; nucleus. NCBI's taxonomy places the organism in Eukaryota, Metazoa, Chordata, Aves, Psittaciformes, Psittacidae.
GCUUCCUGGCUCAUUACGCCGACAAGAUCGCGCUGCACACGGAGCAGGUGAAGGACAUCUUCCACCCUUACGCGGACCGGCUGGUGACCGAGAUCCACCGCAACGUGGAGGAGCUGCACCGCAACGUGGUCCCGCACAGCCAGGCCAGCCCGGAGCAGCUCAACCAGUACAUCCAGGAGCUGUCCGCCAAGCUGACCCAGAGCGCCAGGGACCUCCACGGGAAGAUCCAGCGCAACCUGGAGCAGCUCAAGGCCAAGCUGAGCCUCUACCCCGGCAGCCUGCGGGAGCGGCCGCCCAGCCCGGAGCGCUACGCCGAGGCGCUGGCCCGGGAGGUGCAGCGCCGGGUGGAGGAGUUCCGGCGGGACACGUACAUCCAGAUCCAGGACUUCACCCGCGCCCUGGACCAGGAGACGGAGGAGAUGCGGCUGAAGCUGUCAACGCGCGUCCCGCACCCGGGGGACCCGCACGGGGACCCGCCGCCCGUGGAGGACCUGCACGCCCGCCUCGAUGCGCUCUGGAGGGACCUGUCCCACAGCCUGGGGGAGCGGGGCGGCGGCGGCGGGGCCGGGAGCGGGGCCGGGAGCGGGAUCGCGAUCGGGAUCGGGACCCAUGAGCACCAAUAAAGGCGCCGCCAUGUUGGGGCGGGCCGGCUCCUCACGUGACGGCGGCAGCAUGUCGGCGCUGGGCGCGGUGGAGGCGGCGGGCGCGGCGGGGGGGUCCCUGUUCCGGCCGCUCGGCGCCGAGGACGGGGAGCAGCGCCCGGCCGAGAUCGAGUCCCUCUGCAUGAACUGCUUCCGCGACGGGGUGACGCGGCUCCUGCUCACCAGGAUCCCCUUCUUCAAAGAGAUCAUCGUCAGCUCCUUCUCCUGUGAGAGCUGCUCCUGGUCCAACACGGAGAUCCAGUCCGCGGGCCGCAUCCAGGAGCAGGGCGUGCGCUACACCCUGACUGUCACCUCCCGGCAGGACAUGAACAGGGAGGUGGUGAAGACCGACUGUGCCACGGCUCGAAUCCCAGAGCUGGACUUCGAGAUCCCCGCUUUCUCCCAGAAGGGAGUUCUUACCACCAUCGAAGGGAUCAUUGACAGGGCUGUGGCCGGCCUGGAGCAGGACCAGCCUGUCCGCAGGGCAACGGACCAAGAGGUGGCCAGUAAAAUAGAUGAGUUCAUUGAGAAGCUAAAGCAGCUGAAAGAAGUGCAUUCCUCCUUCACCUUCAUCAUCGACGACCCUUCAGGGAACAGCUUUGUGGAGAACCCUCGUGCGCCGCAGAAGGAUGAUGCUCUGGUGGUCACUCACUACAGGAGGAGUCCCCAGCAGGCUGCCAUGCUGGGACUGGAGGGAGAGGAGGUGGUUGAGAAGCCAGAUGAUGCUGCAGAGGACCUGAGGAAUGAGGUCCUGCAGUUCAACACCAACUGCCCCGAGUGCAACGCUCCGGCCAACACGAAUAUGAAGUUAGUGCAGAUCCCGCACUUCAAGGAAGUGAUUAUCAUGGCCACAAACUGUGACUCCUGUGGGCACAGGACGAAUGAGGUGAAGUCCGGAGGAGCCAUCGAGCCGCAGGGCACCAGGAUCACCCUGCGGAUCACAGACCCCUCCGACAUGACGAGGGACAUCCUCAAGUCGGAGACGUGCAGUGUAGAGAUCCCAGAGCUGGAGUUCGAGCUGGGCAUGGGAGCGCUGGGGGGCAAGUUCACCACGCUGGAGGGGCUGCUGAAGGACAUCCGGGACCUGGUGGAGAGGAACCCCUUCACGCUGGGGGACAGCUCCACGCCCAGCAGGACCGGGAAGCUGCAGGAGUUCGUUGGGAAGCUGCAGGAGAUCAUAGAGGGAAAGGUGAAGGCUCACCUCAUCCUGGAUGACCCUGCGGGCAACAGCUACCUUCAGAACGUGUACGCCCCGGAGGAGGACCCGGAGCUCCGAGUGGAGCGCUACGAGCGGAGCUUUGAGCAGAACGAAGACCUGGGUCUCAAUGACAUGAAGACAGAGGGUUACGAGUCGGGGGGAGCCUCGGGCCGGUAGCCGGACCCCUUCAUCCUCAAUGCAACGGGACUUCCUGCGGCCGGAGCCGCUCUCCCUGGACACCUGGGGACACCCAUGAUCCCAGCCCGGGGCGGGCGCUGCCGGGCGUGGACUGAUGGAAAUGGGAAUGGGGUUUGGGGGGUCCCCAAAUAAAGCCGCGUGUUGAUGGAUGGA